AGAUGCUUACUGAGUAAGGUGGGAUCCAACAAGAGUGUAGUACAGAAUGCAGUAAUUUAUUAAUUACUUUUUUCUAAGGUAUCUCAACAGAACAACACUUAAUGAAGAAAGACAAAGCCUUACCUGUCUGGUACAUUUGUGAUUCUUGAUGAUUAAUUACUUGAAGAGUAAUAUGUUUGAAAUUCACCAGUUUUAGAAAUGGAAGAAGGUGAUGAACCUGAUCAGCCUAUCUCAGCAGGGAGACAAGAAAUUCGAAAGAGAAGACGACCCAGCCAACCAACGGUAGACAAAUCCCAGCAGACUGAAGUGACAGAGAAAAAGAAACACUUGCCUAUAUCACAAUCAUCUGGCCCUAAAGCUACGCUUAGUAUUGGUAAUAUUCCUGGAAGCAAAGUCAACUAUGAGUCUCUCAGAGUAUCUUCUCAACUUCAGCAAACUUGGACAAAGAGAAAGCGUGUACAGGAUAUGACAGAUAAAUCUCUGCAAACAGACGCUACUGUAGAAGAGAAAAAAGAAGAAAUCAUGUCAGUUAGUGAAACAGUGAUACCUGAAGAAAAGCCAGCUGCUGUUGGAGAAGCAGUCCCUGAUUGUCCAGAGAGUGUUCAGGAAGUAGAAAUUCCACCAAGCAGACAUUCAGUUCAAUUCAAAAUAGACAGAUCUCAGCAGACCAGUUGUACUGGAGACUGGACAAUGAUGAACAUUCCUCAAAAAGAAAAAGUGAGCAAGGAACAGCAGACAUACUUUAGUGAAACAGAAAUAAUGGUUAUUGGCAGGCCAGAUAGCUCUUUUUCAAAGUCAAAUGAGGUUGUGCAGAAACGUAAAUCCUCAGGGAAAUUUUUCAUUAGUGAACAUCCUGAAUUGCAACCUUCAACAAGUAAAGAUGAAGCAAUUGGGCAGAUAUAUAUCAGCAGAUUUCUAUUUGGUCAACAAAGCAAAAAGGGUUCUUUGGAACUUUCAGAAGAUGGGCAGUAUGUUCUAGGUGAAGUACAGCCUCCCACUGCAGAAGAGAUCUCUGCUGAAAUGCAACCUCUGCCAACUGAGGAGACUACUACAGAAAACUCCCCAACUGAACUUCAGCCUCCACCAAUUGAAGAGGAUCCUGCAGAAAAGGGCCCUGCUAAAGUAGAGCCCACACUGGGUGAAGAGACUCUUUCAGAAGGGCCCCCUGAUGAAGUUCAGUCUCCAAAAGUUGAAGAAGCUUCUAUUGAAGUACAGCUUUCCCCAACUGAGGAGACUCCUGCAGAAGAGGCCCCUGCUAAAGUAGAGUCUAUCCCUGCUGAAAAGACUUUUUCAGAAGAGGCUUAUGCUGAAGUUCAGCCUCCAUCAGCUGAAGAGCCUCCUACACAAGAGGCCCCAGAACUUCAGCUUCCACCAGCUGUGGAGGCCCCUGCAGAAGAGGCCCCAGCUGAAGUUCAGUCUUCACUAGCUGAGGAGGGCUUCUCUGAAGAGGCCCCAGCUGAAGUUCAGCCUCCACUAGCUGAAGAGACCCCUGCAGAACAGGCCCCAGCUGAAGUUCUGUCUUUACCAGCUGGGGAGGCCUUCUCUGAAGAGGCCCCAGCUGAAGUUCAGCCUCCACUAGCUGAAGAGACCCCUGCAGAACAGGCCCCAGCUGAAGUUCAGCCUCCACCAGCUGAGACAUCUCCUGAAGUUCAGUCUUUACCAGCUGAGGAUGCCCCUGCAGAAGACACCCAAGGUGCAGUUUGGGCUCCACCAGCUGAUGAGGGCCCUGAAGAAGAAGCUCCAGAUGAAAUUUGGUCUUUACCAGCUGAGGAGGCUCCUGCAGAAAAGGCUCCAGAUGAAGUACAGUUUCCACCAGCUGAGGAGGCUCCUGCAGAAGAGGUUCCGGAUGAAGUACAGUUUCCACUAGCUGAGGAACCUCCUGCAGAAGAGGCCCCAGAUGAAGUUUGGUAUCUACCAGCUGAGGCAGGCCCUGCAGAAGAGGCCUCAGCUGAAAUUUGGUCUCCAGCAGCUGAGGAGGUCCCUAAAGAAGAUACCCCAGCUAAAAUUUGGUCCGCACCAGCUGAGGAGGCCUCAGCUGAAAUUUGGUCUCCACCAGUGGAGGAGGUCCCUAAAGAAGAUACCCCAGCUGAAGUUUGGUCUGCACCAGCUGGAGGAGUCCUCAUUGAACUUCAUCCAUCCGAUGAAGAAACUACUUUAGAAAUGGUCCCUGUUGACAAAUAGUUUCCAGCAGCUGAAGAGGACUUUAUUACACAAAUCUCUAUAGAAGAUGUCCUUGCUAAAUUUCAGCCUCCACCAUCUGAACACAUUGCUAUAAAUGAGGCUUUGGUAGACCAUAUGUCUACUGAAUAUCAAUAUCUCCAGACAACAGAUGUCCCAGUGGUAAAAUUAGAAUCACUGGUUUUGGAAGAUCAGCAAAAACUUGAAGAGCCUUUAGAACUGGAUCCUGCCCCUGAAGAUUUGUCUAAUAUCAAGAAGGAACAGGUCCUUGCCUUCGAAGUGGAGGGUGUCUUUCAUAUAGAAAUAAAAUAGAGGCCUCUUUCUCAGCUGUAAUCAGGUCUUAACUAAGUUAGCAAUCAGAAGCUAGGGGACAUAAACACUUUAGAAAAGUGUAGGCAUUUGGAAGUAGCUUUGUGAACAGGGAGAUAAAAGGAAACCCUAAGACAUGGACCACUGGUUGGAAAAUGAACAAUAAAAACUAG
Molecule: messenger RNA, 2660 nt
Organism: Zalophus californianus (California sea lion)
Lineage: Eukaryota; Metazoa; Chordata; Mammalia; Carnivora; Otariidae
Gene: FSCB
Product: fibrous sheath CABYR binding protein
Exons: 1
Coding region: 199-2181 (660 amino acids)
Biological process (GO): negative regulation of protein sumoylation
Cellular component (GO): sperm principal piece; sperm fibrous sheath
Molecular function (GO): calcium ion binding
Source: RefSeq, a predicted model, not a curated record